Olea europaea var. sylvestris is the source of this 511-nucleotide messenger RNA. RefSeq lists its product as uncharacterized. The record is from RefSeq and is a predicted model, not a curated record. Lineage: Eukaryota; Viridiplantae; Streptophyta; Magnoliopsida; Lamiales; Oleaceae. The transcript is spliced from 3 exons. The coding region runs from base 23 to 355 and encodes 110 amino acids.
CUUGUGUCGAGAACAAAAGGGGAUGAUUAUGGAGUGUAGCCGAGGUGGAAUUUAUCGUCUGUUGGUGGUUAUUGUGACCUUGAUGCUGGCGAGUGUUGUUGUUUCCCCUAAUAUAUAUGGUUGUUGGGGAGGGUGCUUCAAUCAGUGCUUCAUCGGAAGUCGAAAGACCCCAUCAGAGAACUUCACAUGCCAUUUGCAAUGUUUGUGUAGUUGCGUUCCGAAGUCUGGUGCCGAUAUCCAGUACUAUUGUCAGAUUGGUUGCUCGUUGAAACGUUGUGUUCUCGUUAUUUAUGAUGGUGCACUAUUGGAGAAAUGCUUCGGGAAGUGUACCGACAUCUGCAAGACAAUUAUCUAAUGGAGAGACCCUCGGGAUCUAUGCCGAAAUCUGCUAAGUAUAGGAGUCUCUAACAUGAUGCAAGCUUCUAAUAAUGUAGACCUGUGUUUGCAUCGAAUAAGUAGUUUCAGAGGUUUUAUUCUAACAAUAAAAUGAAGAAUUCUCUCUUCGUGACUC